Messenger RNA from Boeremia exigua, 6614 nucleotides. RefSeq lists its product as uncharacterized. Lineage: Eukaryota; Fungi; Ascomycota; Dothideomycetes; Pleosporales; Didymellaceae. Bases 160 to 6579 code for a protein of 2139 amino acids. The record is from RefSeq and is a predicted model, not a curated record. The transcript has 2 exons.
CUUUGAGGUUUGUCGUGCUCUCCAGCUCCGCCUCCUUCCAACCAGAAUCGGAUUAGUCGUUAUCCGCAGGCAGCCCACCUUAUUCAAUAUCGUAACAACAUCCACUCCAAAUUCUUCCAAUUUAACGACCAAGAGUGCAAUCAUGGGAAGGUCGACAUCAUGACAGAAAUACGACUUGCGACAGCGUCGAACGUUCGUAGCUUCCAAAGCCUGGCGAAUGCCCUGGUAACAAGCGACGGCCAGUGGAAAGAGCAGAUUGAUCACGAUGCUCUUACUGACGAAUUCGGGAGAUUCAGAGUCUGGUCGGGGAAUUUGGGGGCUCUGCAAAAGGGGCAUAGCUCUCUCGAUUACCGUCUUCGCGAUUCCCCGUUGCUCUCUGGCAACGCCUUGAAGUUUCUAGGAGAGCUCAAUCACAAUCUUGGUGAGGCAAAUGCGAUAGUCUGUGGAAAUCGUCUGCCCUACGAAGAGCAGCCGAAGUCAAUUUUGAGCGAGGGAAAGGAUGACGGAGGAGAAGACGAGGAUGAUGACUUCUUCAGCGACGAUGACGACGACGACGAAGCCGAUGGCUCGAGGAAGGAGCUAACGAUGCGCUAUGAAGAAGUUGUUGAUAUCAUCGACAACCUUUACAAACUCAGUGUUCGCAUACGAACACCUACAAUCCGGUCAAGGUCUCUAAAAGCGGCCUCCUACCAGCCGAAGGAUCCCGAAACGGGUGUCGAUGUACUAAGCAGCUACGCUCAAUAUGACAAGCAACACGUUCAUGAACUCCUCUGCAGCUUACGAAAGCCGCAGGUUGGAGAUGUACAGCUUGAUGAUGACUAUCUGGUAUCUCGUCUGGCUCACGCUGUCACUCUUCGCCGCAGGCACUUUAAGUACUGGAAACGGCAUCGGGACAAGCUUUCAGUCUCCACAAUACUCGAACAGGAACACGAAAUCCACGCAGAACCCACCAAAGAGGGAAUCACUUUGACCCUGACGAAUCAAAUCGCAGAAGUCGAAUCGCCAAGCCCCGUGCCUGCACUUGCAGCGCUUCCCAGUCAGAGGACCGGUAGAACAAUGCUUUCAGGCACAGAAGCAACACACCAUCAUCAAUCGCUUGAUGAUAUGGUCGAUAUGAAAUCUAUGACAAGCCACGCUGUCACUGUGACCGACAUCCAUGGCAAAAGCGUGAACCUACCUGCCCCACCCAAGUGUACAGACGGAGAUCGCGACUUCGAGUGUCCGUAUUGCUAUAUCAUAUGCCCUGCCCGUUACGGGAGAGGGAGGUCAUGGCGCACGCAUCUACUCCAGGACUUGCAGCCGUAUGUAUGUACGUAUCCAGACUGCGAAGCGUCUGAACAGCUCUUCCGCAGUCGUAGGGAAUGGAUCGAGCACGAAGCCAGCCAUCGCAAAGUCUGGAGAUGCCCUGAACAUCCAACAGCCGUGUACAGGUCUCGCGUAGGACUUGAGGAGCAUCUGCGACAAGCGCAUCUUGACAGCUUCCCUGAGACUCAGUUGGAUACUAUUGUCAAUAUUGGAGAGACUUCUACUAUCGAGAUGCGUGAGCAAUGUCCCAUCUGCCUUCUUAACGCCGAUGCAGAAAGCAUGGGUAACUUCACAAACCAUCUCGCCAAUCACCUUGAACGUUUUGCAACUUUUGCCCUACCAAAUAGCGCCGAGGAAGACGAAGACGGAGCAAGUAGUGUCGCAAGUCGAGGCAGAACCGGCACAACCUCUUCUCAAGAUGCAAUUGACAUGUCACUACCCAGCGAUACUUCAGAAGAGUUGGCGACAUCGGUUCACGGGCUGCAGAGAAGCGAUGAAGAACCACUUAUUUACGACCAAGGUCCACAGGAAGUGUCAGCAAGUGAGCAGUUACUGUCUGUGGAGAGUCUACGUGCCAUCCCUAUCGCAAGCCAAAAUCGACUUGAUGCGCUCUUAGCAAGCCAGGCAAAUGAACUAGAACAUGGCCAUGGUGUCGAUGUAGAGACCAACGUCGAUCCAGAGGCUAAUUCCAAUGUGAACACCGACGUUGGUGCAGUGGCCAAUGCGGUAACAAACGACGUCGAGGAGCACCUAGAGAUCGUAGACGAGUUCAGAGCAUACUUACUGACUCUGCCUGGUGUUCAAACUGUUGCUUUCUCCAGACCGUAUGGCUCAUGGAGCGGUAAUGCAACAUUCGACAGCGCGCCACAGGCUGCUCAAGCUAUAGAGCUGUUUGACAGAACCCUAUACCCCGACAUCAAGAUCCAACAAAGUACCGAAAAGGAUCGUAACAUGCUCGAAUUCCGCGCACAAUCCACACAGGACUUCCAGUGGCAAUCUACCCGAAACUCAACAUUUGACACUCAGGAGGCCGAUGACAGUAGUACCUCCUCUACAUCAAUGAUGUAUGAUGAUGGAGAAACGACUCACAACAAACAGGCCGUGCUGGCCGUUUCUGAGAUCCCAACACUGCACAGCAUGUACAGAUCUCGAAAGUUGCUGCAGCGCGAUCAGAGUUUCGCCCCGAACGACUCGUAUAACCGCAUCAUAUCCUUCUGCUAUUACGAUAUUACGAGGAUGAAUGUGGACGCUAUUGUGAACAGCGCGAAUAACUCGCUGGGGACCUCGAAGAACCGGUCGACGCUCAACUACCAUAUCCAUAAAGCCGGAGGCUCAAAAUUUUCAGAAGAAGCAGCGUCGAAGGGAAGACUGAAACCAGGACAAAUUACGCUGACCAGUGGCCACGACUUGCCCUGUGCACAUGUCAUUCAUGCAUCACGGCCGCAGUACAGUAACAACCACGGUAUGCGUCAAUUCAACGUUCUCACGGAUUGCUACCGCAAUACGCUCAAGAUUGCGCUCAUCUCGGGCUUUAAGACUGUUGCUUUUCCUUGUCUGGGCGCUGGCGGCUGCGGUUUCCCACCACGAGUUGCCGCUCGUGUAGCUCUACAGGAGAUGCGAGAAUUCUUGGAUUCUCAUCCCGAACAUCCCUUUGAGAGAUUGAUUUUCGUUGUUCAAAGCAUUUCAGAUGAGAAAGCCUACAUGGACAUGUUCCCAGUCUUCUUCCCACCGACUCAUGGCGACCUGGAGUCUGCCAGAUCGUCUGUGCUGUCUGCAAGCAGAGCAUCACUUGCAGCCCAAGUGUUAGACACACGACUCCAAGUGCAAAAAGUUUCACAGGAGUUAUCUGCAGAGAUAAGCCUAUUCGCUCCUAACUUUCCCAAAGGAAUAUUGGAAGAGCUUCAUGGCAUAGACUCUGCCUUAGCCUCCAUUCGAGGCUUUCUGCUGGGGUCAAAAGCGCUUAACAGAGGUCUCGGGGAUCUUAAUCUUCUCUGCUCUGUAACCCAGACUAUCUGCGGAAGCGUGACAGAGCUUACCGAAUCAGCAAAGAACCUGCCUUUCUCUGGCGAUCGGAAUCACAGUAGUCUGUGGAGUGACUACAACAAUCAUCAGAAAAUGGCCUAUGGUAGUGAUCUUGAACAGUUCUUGGAAGACUGCCAGAACUUUGCUCAGUACCUAGAUGACACCCUAACACGCGGUGGCGUCGAUUUAGACGAAAUGACGCCCGUGCGCUUGAAGCUCGAAAGGUUCAAAGCGAAACAGAAGAACGAGGACGCUGAAGGUGCCCGUGGUCUUCUCGAUGAAGUUCUGUACGCAAGGGUAUUUCAGCGUGAGACAACCACUGAAACCAACGACAUCGUACGACUGCAUCAGAUUCCCUCCGUGGAACAGCUUUACACCACACACAAGCUUGAAAACAAGCCUACCAUGGUACGACCAUCUGCUGUCUUCAAUCAAAUGGUGUGUCUGGUUAGGGAGGAUAUCACAAAGGUAGCGGCCACCGUUAUGGUCAACUCCACCGACGUUACGUUUGCCGGUAUGGGUACACUGGAUCGCAAAGUUUUCAACAAAGGCGGCUUUCAGCUCCGUGAGGAGUGCGCAAAGUUCGGUGUAUGCAAAGAAGGCGAUGUCAAGUUGACGAGCAGUUACAACUUGCCCUCAAAGCACAUCCUUCACGUUGUGCCCCCAGAGCAAUGGAGGAAGAACAGCAAGGAUGUUUUGCGGCAAAUCUAUCGUGAGAUUCUUUACACUGCACAGUCUUUGCAAGCAACGUCAAUCGCAAUUCCGGCCAUUGGAACGGGAAUGUUAAACUAUCCACGACGAGACUGCGCAUCGCUAGCUAUGGAGGAAGUCAAUCGCUUUCUCGAAACCGCAGAGCCGACCAAUCUACUGGAAAAGAUCAUCUUCGUGGUAUACUCAUCCAAUGAUGAGUUCGUAUACAAGUCUCUUCUGCCAGUAUACUUUCCACCGAUCGAUCGAAAUGUCAACAGGGCGCUACCUGCGUCGCAGCCUAAUACCAAGAGCGCACCGCCCCAAGAUGAAAUGGUUUCAGCUCCCCGACGCACACUCUUCAGUUCUAUCGGCGAUGCAGUGCGAAACUUGGGUAGUUCACGUUCUGGAAAGCGACCGAUUGCUCACACCUGGCGCGCCAUCAAUUCCUAUGAAGAGCACGCGCUCAUUGGCUUCGAGUCGCACGCCCAAAGUUGCGACAUUUGCAACACCAUGGAACAGCUUUACAAGGAUAAGAAAGACCUAUGCGAACACGGAUAUCCGCUUGCGCAAACCUUGCUUUGGUACAUGAAUAUGGGGCCAGAUCAGCUCGUGUACACAAGACCUGUGCAAAUCAGACAAAGCAUCAGACUUGAGGUACCAGAGGACAUGUUUCCGCUGUCAAUGAACAUGCUUCGCCUCGUCGAGGCGAGUAUAAGAGACGAGAGUCGAGGCAAUCCGUUCGUCAGCGCAAAUCGCGCAUACUCAACCAUCGUUCAAGGCCAUUCAGAGCAAGACACGGAGGCUUCAGGUCCAACAAUCUACAACGCAGAAACAGCACGAGCGUCUGUUGAAGUAUGGUCGGCUUCUGAAGGUGCAUGGAGUCCAGUCUCUCCGGGUGAAUGCAUUAUCUUCGUUCGACCUGGCAAGAUCGAUGUCUACGAAGCUCACGCGCCAUCUACAGCGCAAGAGCCUCUACUAACGUUCACAUUUGAUCCUGUUGCUAAAAUAUUGAAGCAUGCACAUCGACCUGGGCUGGUGGUGCGUGGUGCGCUUGCUGCUCAAUUCGACAACAAUGAGGAAAUUAUGCUGCUUAGCCAGAACACUGCUGACUCUGAUUCACUGCUGGCCAUGCUGAAUCGCGCCAAUCCAGAGUUUCCAGUGAGCAGGAAAGACCUGGAUAUUUCAUCAAGAGGCCUUCAGAAACCCCCGGCAUCACCAAGAUUCCCUACUGCCAAGGCUGAGUCGGAUUCGGAGAACGAUGAAGAACCGCUCGCUUUGCCGAAGUCAACCAACAAUGCACAAGACCCUCGUGAAGGCCGUCUAAGUCCACUGCAAGCGAAGAUGCAGAGGCUGAAUGAGGCGGCAUCGAGGUUCAGCAUCGAAUCCCCCGAGCAGCAGUCAAACACAAUCACUGAGAUUGGCGAACAUGCAGUCCCGGCAAGACAACAGCAGCAACCUAAGCAGAGUCGAGUCAGUGAUGGUACUGCUCAAAUGACUCUGACUGCGCUCGAACAUCAAAUCCUGUACCACCUGACUGAUGAUUUGAAGUCAAGACCAGGUUCUUACAUUGGUCAGAGUGCUAAUGACAUCGCGUCAGCGCUCAACAGACCCCUUGUGGAGAUAUCUGCAGCCGCUGAGAGCUUAGCAAAGCAGGAUUACAUUCAUAACACCAUCAGUGAUAGUACGUGGGUAAUCUCACGACCUCCUCAGGAACUCCCCGCGCUCGUGGGGCCCCAAUCCGAAGAUUCGGCUCGUCCGUUGCCAUUGUCCACCGCAAGACCUGUCGACAAGACGGAAAAAGCAGACCUGCUGUUUCAGAUGGACUUGCUUGAGCAAAAAGUCCUGUCCUUCUUCACUGUAUUCAACGCCGAACAUCCAUUAGAGAAAGGCUGUCGAUCUCGAGAUGUUGCCGAAGCACUCAGUCAAGAUAUCGAAGAUGUCGAGCUCGCGCUAGAUCAGCUGGCCGAGCAAGGUAAGAUACACCUAGCACCCGAUCGCGAGACCUGGAAUACACCUUUGCCUCGACAAUACAACCCACCUAGUGGCUCAGAGCCACCGGCAGAGGCAGCGGCUAUCCGCGACGCAACAGGAUUCCGGGACACACCACCGAGUCCUGUCAUUGCAGUAACGAGCCCAGAAGUCCAGAACUCGCACGUCGAGAUUUCAAAUGCCGCCGAUCUCAAUAUUGAUGAGGGUUCGUUCUACCCCUACGACCCAACGACCCGCUGGACACGCAUCGACAAGUCCUAUGUCGACCCCAAGGUCCUUGUGACCCUGGAGGAAGAUUUCCACGAAGAUGGCUACAGCCUGGUCGUGCACCGGAUUCUCCGUCGCGGCGAGCUCAAAGAAUGGGUGCAGAUGACUCUGGAUCUGAGACUGAAAAUGGGCGGGAAAGCACAGGCAAGGAGAGGUGUGAGCGGGCAUGACUGGCUGGACGGGGCGAAGGACAGAGAGGAGCGGGAUCGGCACCAAGCAAACCUAGACAGAGUCCUGGCAGGAGACAUGAAGGAAGACGAGCUGCGACACUUCAACCGAGACGACGCAGAAGCAAAGCGCAGAUAGACACACAGCCAAUACAAAGAGUCCACUUCCGCUCA